Molecule: messenger RNA, 879 nt
Organism: Pseudomassariella vexata
Lineage: Eukaryota; Fungi; Ascomycota; Sordariomycetes; Amphisphaeriales; Pseudomassariaceae
Exons: 1
Coding region: 401-682 (93 amino acids)
Source: RefSeq, a predicted model, not a curated record
UAUAAAUGUAUUUGAUAACUGUCACUAUCAUAGAGCCGUUGAAAAGACCUGCUCGACCCCAUGGUGACAGCAAAAGGCCACAGCUCGACAAACACAACAAGGCUGUGCCCUAAUUAUAGAGCCUUCCCUAGAAAAUUCUCGCUGCUGCACGCCGUGUGUCACUUUGUAACAAUAUACUUGUACUUCGCAUCGUGCAUAAGAGGAUAUGCCAAAGCUAGUUUAUAGGGUGCCGGAGGUAGCUCCGGGCAUAGUGGCAAAUUUGCACCAAGAAGCGCCAUCUUAAUGUCCGUCGUAUCCAUUUCGUGGAUUCAAUCACGUUGUAUGUUUCAUGAGCGAGAAGUGAAAACCACAUAACGAUUGCUCAUUGGUCUGGUCAUCAGGGAAGGCAUAGCUUGUCACUAUGUCUUCAUGGUCCUCCUCGACUUGGCAUGCUCACAUGAUCCUGGUGUCAUGUGGGCGUUUCUUUGCCACUGGUAUCUUACCCCAGGUAAGUAAUAUUAUUGAAGUUCGAGUUCGUACUGGAAGCCUCAAUGAAGUGACUAAGUUGACAUCCUUCAGCGCAGUAGCAUUUUAUCAAGGGAUGGAUGCGACCUCCAGGUUGGUGUCUCGACCGAAAACAAGAGAAGGAUUGAGACCCAGAUUUUAUUCCCGUAAAUUUGGUGCGACAGUUGGACGAACUUGACGUACUGCUAUAAACCAUAUAGGUAUUGUAACCAUAUACCAUAUACCGGACAGAGGACAAGGAUGUACAUUUCAUUAGUUACAUAUCUUAGUGCCCCAAAUUUAAAGUCGUAAGAUCAAUCUUCUAGACUGAUAUCAAGUCCUGUUAUGCAGUCCACUCUUUUUUGAGGGGCACUGCGGUCACCGGCACAAUUCCAC